Penicillium verhagenii is the source of this 885-nucleotide messenger RNA. RefSeq names its product aldo/keto reductase. Lineage: Eukaryota; Fungi; Ascomycota; Eurotiomycetes; Eurotiales; Aspergillaceae. Bases 1 to 885 code for a protein of 294 amino acids. The record is from RefSeq and is a predicted model, not a curated record. The transcript is spliced from 3 exons. Gene Ontology annotation, molecular function: aldose reductase (NADPH) activity; oxidoreductase activity, acting on NAD(P)H as acceptor. Gene Ontology annotation, cellular component: cytosol.
AUGGUCAACAAGGAAAUUCCGACAACUCAAUUCAAUGAUGGGACUUCCGUUCCUAUACUUGGAUAUGGAACAGGAACAGCGUGGUACAAGCGCUCAGGGGCCGCCGAAAUAAACCGUGAGCUGGUGGACGCGGCCAAGAAUGCCAUUGAUUUGGGAUAUAAUCAUCUUGAUGGAGCAGAGGUCUACGGAACUGAGGCUGAAUUGGGUUUGGCGAUUCAAGAAGCCAAUCGCCCUCGAGACAGUUACUUUGUGACCACCAAGGUCUACAGCAAUAUCGCAGAUAUCCCCGCAGCUAUCGACUCAAGUUUGAAAAAGUUGCGACUCGAUCAUGUCGAUUUAUACUUGAUCCAUGCCCCUUUCUAUGCCACCACAGAGAGUGAGCUCCAGGCUGCCUGGGCGGCCAUGGAGAAAGUCAAGGCCUCUGGGAAAGCUCGGUCUAUUGGAGUGUCCAACUUCUUGCAGGGUCACUUGGAAACCAUUUUGAAGACUGCCCAGGUCAUACCCGUUGUGAAUCAGAUUGAGUUCCACCCGUAUCUCCAACACGGAGAUCUAAUUUCAUUCCACGAGAGUAAAGGGAUCAAAACUGCCGGCUACGGUGGUCUAGCCCCAAUUACUCGGGCUCACGGAGGGCCAUUGGAUCCAUUGUUAUCGGCUUUGGCUACCAAGUAUGCCGUGAGUGAGUCUGAGGUUCUGUUGCGUUGGACCCUGGAUCGUGGCUGCGUGGCUAUCACUACCAGUAGUAAGGAAAACCGCCUAGCUGGUUACCUGCGCACCUUGACCUUCAAACUCACUCCCCAAGAGAUAUCUGAAAUAUCUGAGCUGGGUCAGCAGCAUCAUUAUCGUGCCUUCUGGCGCGAGAAGUUCGCCGAAGAUGACCGAUCGUGA